This is a messenger RNA of Dreissena polymorpha, 1682 nucleotides long. RefSeq lists its product as uncharacterized. Lineage: Eukaryota; Metazoa; Mollusca; Bivalvia; Myida; Dreissenidae. The coding region runs from base 14 to 1084 and encodes 356 amino acids. The record is from RefSeq and is a predicted model, not a curated record. The transcript is spliced from 7 exons.
GUGUCAGUGACAAAUGAGGGAAUUCAAAUGUCAUCAUGUGGCUGCUGCUUUACUGUUUGGAUACAAGAGAGCGAGCAAAACUGACAUUAAGUGUUCCUGGAUCAAGCGUCCGAAAUCCGCACCACCCAAGAAAACUGUGACGAUGGCUGAAAUGUAUCCACCAAAUCAGCCUGGAUACAGGGCUCUAAACAGAUCUGUCUCAGAUGAUGACAGAACUUUUAUUUAUAAACAACUUGGACAGUUGGGUCGCUUUACAGCUCUGCAUUGGAUUAUGGCAGAGGAGCCACAGACACCGGAUGUACCAGUGCCUCUCCUGGAUGACUUGAUGAUCCAUCCUGAAUAUCUGGGAGCUGAGGACCCCCGCACAUGGCUGAGACGACAGUUGCUGGUGUCGCACGAAAAGGUCAACCAAACAGCUGCAGCAACUAUUGGACAGAGGGAAAAUGCCUUAUGGGCAGCUGUUCGCAAGUUGAGAUUUACCGCCUCUAACUUCGGACAUAUCUUGUCAGCGUUUGACAAAAAAAAACUGACAGUGUCCUUGAAAAAAAGACUUCUGAGCGCGUAUAACCUGGAAAAAAGGGCACCUGUGCAGUGGGGGGUAACACAUGAGCAGGUGUGCAUAGCUGAAUACUGUAAGGUUGGAGGAGUCGCUGUACGCCCGACAGGAAUUUGGCUGCAUGAGUCUGGUGUCUUGGGUGCAUCACCAGAUGGUUUUGUCGAAGGCGUGUUUAGGGGUUUAGUUCAUCAACAACAUGGACAAGCAACAUGUAGUGCAGACAUCAUAGAAGUAAAGUGCCCCUACACUGCCAGAGACAUGACUAUCCAGGAGGCGUGUUCAUCUAUCAAGGAUUUCUACCUAGAUCAAUCUUCUGAUGGACGGCUUUCCCUCAAGCAAGCCCACAACUACUGGCAUCAGAUUCAAGGACAGCUACACAUAACGGGAACUAAUACAUGCGAUCUUGUUGUGUGGACAAAUAAAGACUUGCAAGUGAUCAGAAUAGCAAAGGAUCAUUUGUGGUCGGUCAAUCUGUCAAAAAUGAUUGAUUUUUAUUUUUCGAGCUUUUUACCAUCACUAUACGAAUAAAGGUUACAUUAAAUCUGAGAUGUUAUUACUCCAGGACUCCAGGGGUCAGUGGUUCGACCCCAGUUGAGGACUACACCUUUUGUUUUUAUUCAUCUUUUUGUAACUGGAGCUUUUUAGAUCCAAAGUUUACAUUUAUCAAUGUUAAAGCAUUGAAUGGCAAACUUCAACACGUGCCAAAAUCUGUGAAAAGGCCCCUUUGAAGAAAUAUGUUAAUACAUGUACUACCAAUUAGUUGGUUAUUUAUAUAUUGUUUAUAUAAAGAUAACUGAACCAUUUUGUGACAGUACAGAUAUUCUUUAAUUCUACAUUUUCAGCAGAAUGUUGUUUUUAUGUCCCCCAACACUAUAUUGGGGGACAUAUUGUUUUUGCCCUGUCUGUUGGUUGGUUUGUUUGUUUGUGCAAACUUUAACAUUUGCCAUAACUUUUUCAAUAUUGAAGAUAUCAACUUCAUAUUUGACAUGCAUGUGUAUCUCAUGGAGCUGCACAUUUUGAGUGGUGAAAGGUCAAGGUCAUACUUCAGGGUCAAAUAAAUGGGGACAUAGUGUUUCACAAACACAUCGCUCGUUUUCAUUUGUUCAAGUCGUAAUUAAUGCAUGCU